CACUGGAUGGAGGGAUGGACCAAGGAAGUGGGGGAGGGAGAAUGGAGUGGCCUUUGCAUGGACGGCAAGGGCUAAUUCUGGACUCCUAAUCCUGGUCCCGUCCACCCUCCCCCCUCUUCCUGCUUGCUAACUCUAUAGUGACACUAAGGAGCAAUUGGCGCCCAGGUAGACAUAUCACAUACACACAUAGUCCUUAUCCUACAGAAGUUUAGCGAGACGGGAGACCGAGGAAAAGGCAGUGUUUGCUGGUUGACUUUACUGGCAACUGCUGUGUGUGGCCUGGAUCCCUAACACACCUGUGUGAGCUUCACUAGAGAAUGUAGCUGCAGCCCUCCAGCCAAGACACACGACACACACCAACAUGGGAGAAGCUCAAAAGCUUGAUCUGGAGAAGGCCAGGCAAGCUGGCGGCUUACUCUCUGUCAUAGAGAAACUGAAGGGAUCAACAGAGCAGGAGGUCAGAAUAGUGCUACUGGGCCUGGACAACGCUGGCAAGACCACCCUGCUGAAAAGCCUGGCCUCUGAAGAUGUUAACACCAUCACACCAACACAGGGCUUCAACAUUAAGAGUGUUGCCUCUCAUGGCAUGAAACUCAAUGUCUGGGACAUUGGAGGACAAAGAAAGAUCAGGCCCUUCUGGAAGAAGUACCUGGAAAACACAGACCUCUUGAUUUACGUUAUUGACAGCGCAGACAAGAAGCGGUUUGAGGAGACGGGACUGGAGCUGUCCGAGCUGAUUGACGAGGAGAAUUUAAAGGGAGUACCAGUGCUCAUCUUUGCUAAUAAGCAGGAUCUGGCCACGGCUUCACCGGCCAGUGAGAUUGCUGAAGGACUCAACCUGCAUACAUACCGGGACCGUGAGUGGCAGAUUCAAGCCUGCUCUGCGGUGUCUGGGGAGGGAGUUCAGGAUGGCAUGAACUGGAUUUGCAACAACAUUGUGAACAAAAAGAAGUGAAACACAAGCCCAGACAACGCUGACCAGUGUUAAACAGAGAACCGGCUACACUUGAUAAAAAAGAAACACAUCUCUGGCACAGUCAUGUUCCCACAUAGAUUUGAAUAAUAUUGUUUUUACAAUUUGUGUCAUUUUUAUUCAUAUUUUGCAAAUGUAGCUAACAUACAUUGAUACUCCUGCUUUAGUUAGAUCUAGUUACUCAUUUGUUUAUUCAUAAUUCCUGAACAUGUAAGUUUGUGUUCCCGAUGUCUCAAUCAUUCUUGUCUGGUGAAUAUGUGUACUUUCUCAAGCAACUAAGAUAAGUGAGUAGCCACGCAAAAGCAGAUUGUCAAUUUAAAUAGACAUCUGUUUUAUUUGUUUCGAGCUCAUGCGUGUGUGUCAAUAUUUUUGAAAAUAAAAUGAUUAGUUAUUAAUGUGAUUUUGUUUUCUUGUUGUAGGUUCAAAUGCAACCAUGUGUGCAACUCAAGUAACCAAAAAAUGUAAAUGCAAUGAUUUGCUGAUCUCAUAAACCAAAAUUGAACUCCUUGUCUUCUCUGCUUUUAUGAGCUCAUGCUUGUUGACUGGUGCAGUGUGCGGUCUGU
Menidia menidia (Atlantic silverside) is the source of this 1536-nucleotide messenger RNA. Lineage: Eukaryota; Metazoa; Chordata; Actinopteri; Atheriniformes; Atherinopsidae. The record is from the annotation of a GenBank genome assembly.